Molecule: messenger RNA, 1269 nt
Organism: Desarmillaria tabescens
Lineage: Eukaryota; Fungi; Basidiomycota; Agaricomycetes; Agaricales; Physalacriaceae
Exons: 8
Coding region: 1-1269 (422 amino acids)
Biological process (GO): meiotic sister chromatid segregation; attachment of mitotic spindle microtubules to kinetochore
Cellular component (GO): monopolin complex; nucleolus; chromosome, centromeric core domain
Molecular function (GO): microtubule site clamp
Source: RefSeq, a predicted model, not a curated record
AUGUCCGAUGAUUCACUAGACCUGGGUGGACUGGGACCUACGACUCCGGCGCCAAACCCAAGGAUGGCUCGUACGGCACAGGGUCGAAGCGCGGUAGCAGGUCCUUCGAAACCAGCGUCCAAAGCAGGGAGGCAGAAGAAGAAUGUGACACCAAGCUCGUCCGGUGAUGAGAGGCAUCCCGUUCUGGUUCCUGAUGAUGACAACGACAACGACAACGACGGCGAAGAGUCGGUGACAGAGGUGCCUCUCCGCAAGCCCCAGACAGCGCGAAGGGGCCGAAAACCCAAUGUAAACGGUGUGCCGCGUGUGAAAGGAAAGGGAAAAGCCAAGGCGCCAUCACCCAAAAUGACGCGAAGGGAUUCUCCUCCCGAAGUGCUUGACGAUUCGGAGGACGAUGGUGCCGUGCAGGUAGCUGCUAUGAUAAAUAGCGCGAUCGAUAACAACUCGGGUGGGGAGAUGAAACGUCUUCGACGUGAACUAGCAGAGACAAGAGAACGCGUGAACAAGUAUUCUAAACAACUGGAAGAACUUUUUGAGAUCAGACAUACUGAGCCCGAGCGUCUACUAAUUGAGUACCGAAAACAGUCUGACUCUAAGAUGGAAGCCCAGGACGCGAUAAUCAAGGAGUUGACAUCUAACCUGGCGAAGAAAGAACCGUUGAUAAGGGAAGGAAAGACAAGAUACAAAGGGAGGGUGGAGGUGUGCGAUAGGGAACUGAAGGAGAAAGAUAAGAAGAUACUCGAACAGGAGCAAAUCAUCAAGGACCUCCGGGUAGAACUCCAGGCAGAAAUCGACCGAGCAAAUGCCCUUGCGAAGGAUCCACGCCGUCCACCUGGAUCAGCACAACGAAACAGAGGUCAGACUGUCCUGGGUGGGCAAGAACCAAAGCACGGGGCAAUCAUACAGUUCUACGAGGACGUAACGAACCUUCUCAUCACCAAUGUCAGAAAUGAGAAGUGUAGCAAGCGAGAUCUCGAUUCCAGCGGCAAAAGCCUCAAUUUCAAUCUUCGCUUAUGCCACGAACUUGUCGAAGGAAAUGAAUACGCCGAUGCAAUACUGUAUUCUCCGCUCGAGCUGGACAAGGAACCCGAAGAUUUUGUCAAGCAACUAGACUUUUUGGCGGGUCCGUUCACUUUUCCGCGGAGACAGCUACCGGUCUUUAUACGCACCAUCAAUAAUACCAUAGGGAAGACGGCGCAAGAGGGUGAGGAGGAAGAAGGCGGAGGUGAGGCAGCAGAAGACGACGACGACGUCCAAAUGGUUGAGUAG